Molecule: messenger RNA, 2806 nt
Organism: Westerdykella ornata
Lineage: Eukaryota; Fungi; Ascomycota; Dothideomycetes; Pleosporales; Sporormiaceae
Product: glutamate-cysteine ligase
Exons: 7
Coding region: 486-2465 (659 amino acids)
Biological process (GO): glutathione biosynthetic process
Cellular component (GO): glutamate-cysteine ligase complex
Molecular function (GO): glutamate-cysteine ligase activity
Source: RefSeq, a predicted model, not a curated record
GGAAAACCCCUCCAGUUCCUCGUCCAUCGUAUCCCUCCCAUCGGCAUCCACUCGGCGCGCCGUAUGCGACAGAUUUGUAAGCGAACAAGAGGGACGACACGCCCUUUCGAAAACCACUCCCUUUUUGCACAGGUUGACGGGCAUUUCUUUUCUUUCGCUCUUCCUCAGCUCACCGAUCAUGCUCGCGGGAUAAGGAACGGGAUACGAUCAUUCGUGUGACGGCCUUGCAUGAGAUCUCGCAGGACUUUGCAUCAAACAUCCUCGAACCGUGUUCCUGCUGUGUACGCCUCUUUGAUCAUCUGGGUUCCUCCCGCAGCCGAAAGGCCUUGUAUAGCCCUAGCUGCCAGGCACGAAAAGCGCCUCGCGUACCUGGCUGAAGACCGGACCGAGUGACGGUACGGAACGGGUACGGACACGGGCACGGGCACAGAUCGGGCGUGCCAGUUUGUUUGAGUUUGUUUGCGGCACGGUAGAGGAGGGACAAGAUGGGGCUGCUAGCCAUUGGCACGCCGCUGGAGUGGCCCGAGGCGAAGAAAGUGGCCAGCCAUGUGAGGGCUUGGGGGAUUGAACAACUCCUUGCGAUCUGGAACCAUGCAAAGGGGAAAGAGAGGGAUGCCAUGCUGUGGGGUGAUGAGAUAGAGUAUCUCGUCGUAGCAUACGAUGAGGAUGCUCACAAGGUGAGGCUAUCGCUGAGACAGGCCGAUAUUCUCGCUGCACUGGCUUCGGAUGAGAAACUCCUGAGCCAGGGCGGAGGCGUCCCUGAUCUCGAGAGGGGGUCUGUUCCGGAAAAUGACAUUACGGCUCCAGUGUUCCACCCCGAGUUCGGCAGAUUCAUGCUCGAAGCUACGCCCGGAAAGCCUUGGGGAAUAGGCUUCAAGGACCUGCUAGACGUCGAGCGGAACAUGAAGUGGCGACGAAAGAUAGCCAAGGAGCAUAUGGACAGCACCGAGUUUCCCAUCACACUGACUACAUUUCCCAGUCUCGGGCGAGAAGACUGCACCAUCCCUUCGUAUCCCGUUUCUGGCCCCAAACUACGGUCACAGUUCGUCCCGGACGAGAUUGCAAAUCCGCAUAUCAGGUUUCCCACGCUCGCUGCCAAUAUCCGCGCUCGAAGAGGACGAAAAGUGGAAAUCAAUGUGCCGAUUUUCAAGGACGAGAAGACUCCGUGGCCGUUCAGGGAUCCCACUGUCAACUAUGAUCUCCACAAGUGGCCUGAAGACGACGAUGUUCGAAACGGAGCUGCUAAGGAAAACUACAUUUACAUGGACGCCAUGGCGUUCGGCAUGGGAAGUUGUUGCUUGCAAAUCACCUUUCAAGCUAAGAACAUUGAAGAAGGGAGGAAGAUGUAUGACCAGCUUAGUCCACUGGGUCCAAUUCUGUUGGCACUAACGGCAGCGACUCCGAUAUACAAAGGAUUCCUCGCUGAUACUGAUGUACGCUGGAAUCAAAUCAGUAAGGCCGUGGAUGAUCGGACGGCAGAAGAGUUGGGUGAGAAGCCCCUCAAGAACGACCGCUGGCGGGUGCCCAAGUCACGCUAUGCUUCGAAUUCAACAUACAUAUCUGAAGAUACCCGCUUACGGCCUGAAUACCUAGAUCCCAACCUCGUUAUAGACACCGACCUCAAGAAAAGACUAGUUGAAGGAGGCAUGGACGACUUACUGGCAACUCAUUUCGCUCAUCUCUUCAUCCGCGACCCCAUUGUCGUCUUCAGCGAAGAUCUAAAGGAGCUCGAUCUCACCAAGGCCGAUCACUUUGAGAAUCUGCAAUCCACAAACUGGCAGCAUAUGCGGUUCAAGCCGCCCCCACCGGGCUCCGACAUGGGCUGGCGCGUCGAGUUCCGCCCCAUGGAGAUCCAAAUCACCGACUUUGAGAACGCCGCUUUUUCCAUUUUCAUUGUGCUCAUCACGCGUGCCAUUCUAUCCUACGACCUCAACUUCUACAUCCCAAUCACCCGGGUGAGCGAGAAUAUGGAAACGGCGCAUAAGCGCGACGCAGUGAAUACGGAGAAAUUCUACUUCCGAAAGGACCCGUUCCAGGUGCGGUCGGUGGAAGGUGGAGCGGUGAGUGGGAAUAGCAGACCAGCGACUCCGCCCUUACUGCCCGUGGAAGAGGAAUAUACACUCAUGACCAUCAACGAAAUCAUCAACGGCCAGCCCGACAAGGACGGGAACGGUUUCCCUGGGCUGAUUCCCCUGGUAGAGAAUUACCUCGACAGCAUGAACGUAGAUGUCGAGACGCGCUGCGCGCUCGCACGGUACCUGGAGCUUAUCAGGAGGAGGGCUGACGGCUCGUUGUGGACGGCGGCGAAGUGGAUCCGGGAGUUUGUGAAGAGGCAUCCCAAGUAUGCACGGGAUAGUCAGGUGGAUGAUGAGAUUCAGUACGAUUUGGUCAAGACGGUGGAGGGUAUUACGAGAAGUGAGGGGAGGGAUGGGGUUGGCGCGGAGAUGCUGGGGAGGGGGAGGUAGGGUCGAGGAGGGAAGAGAGCGCAGUGGAAGCGGGGAUAGAGCUGCGAAGGAUGAUGGGUGAAUAUUUGGGAUAUGAGAUAAGCUAGGUGGUUAUUCGGGCAUUGCGUGCGUGACAUUUCGAUGGGUUUCUCGGCAUAGCAACUGCAUCUUUGAUGAGCAUUCGCAUACAUAUUUACACGGUAUAGACAUCUAUCUCUGCAAAAGUUUCAAGUUUCCUCAUCAACCCGGACAUUCGGAAAAGGAUACAAGGCAGUCAGUCUAGUCGGUAGAUUCCAUCAUAGUCGGACCAUGGCCCCGCCUUUUGCCAUCGAUUUUUCUCCGGAUGCAGCCGAGUUAUAGGC